GGGCUCCAGCGCUGCAGCAUCGGCUGGUUGCCGCACGGCGCCGCGGUGCGAGGGGCGCUCCAAGGUCAGGGCGGGCUGUGCGGCGACCGCCACCGCCUGCCUGCACCCCUGCUUUCGCGCUCCAACACUUUGUUCGUAAACCCAAAGGUCCCACUCACUUUUUGACGGCCUACCUAACACACUUCAAAGAAUUACGACAUUCCCCUUCGACCUGAAUUAGUCAGGGGAGAGAAAGUCGACAAGAGGAAGAGACGCAAUAAACUCUCGUAAACAUCAUGUGGCCAAAUUGCAAGGAACGCCUUAAAGCGGAGAUGACACACUGUUGCUGGGAAAACUGGACAUCUUUGCAGGAGUUUAAAUGUUCUAAUAAGUAGCGGAAACACCAGUGACAGCUUGUUAAAGAAUAAAGCAGAAAGUCGGACUCUGCUGAGCCUGUUCCCGUCUUCUGUACUCGCAGCCCCUCCACCCCAUUUCCCCUCUUCUCCUCUCCCCCCAGCGACUCGCUCAGUGGCGGGAUGGUGGUGCCUGUGCCCGGCGCGCUGCUGGGCGCUGCGCUCCUCACCUUCCUGGCUCUCGUCGCCUUCCACUUGCUCGGCAAUUACGUCCGAAUGUGGAACAAGCUGAAGCGCAUCCCCGGGCUCAGCCCGACCUUACCGAUAUUGGGCAACGCUCUGCUCUUCAAACCCGGCGGCGAAGACUUCUUUCUUCAAGUGAUUGAAUUUACCACCCAAUACAGAGAUCAACCAUUAAUGAAAUUAUGGUUGGGAACAGUACCAUUUGUCAUGUUGUUUCAUGCAGAGACUGUGGAGGUGGUACUGAGUAGUUCCAAGCACCUUGAUAAAUCCUAUUCGUACAUGUUUCUUCACCCAUGGCUUGGUACUGGAUUGCUGACAAGUACAGGAAAUAAAUGGCGUGCUAGGAGAAAAUUGAUAACUCCAGCAUUUCAUUUCACAAUUCUGACGGAAUUUCUUGAGGUUAUGAUCGAACAGACCAAUAUACUACUGGGAAAACUGGAGAAGAAAGUGGGAAAGGGACCUUUUAACUGCUUCAAUGACAUCACACUCUGUGCUUUGGACAUAAUCUGUGAAACUGCCAUGGAUAAGAAGGUCUAUGCUCAGACUAACAGUGACUCGGAAUAUAUUUAUGCAGUUUACAAGAUUAGCAACUUGAUUUUCAGCAGAAUGAAAAUGCCCUGGUUUUGGUCUGACUUUGUUUAUAACACAUUUGGAGAAGGAAAGGAACAUGAAAAGGCUCUCAGAAUCCUACACUCUUUCACAGAAAAGGUGAUUGCUGAGAAGUUUCAUAAAAUCAAGAAUUCUGAAGAAUUUAAGCAUUCCAGUUCUGAUUCAGACUUCAAUACACGGAGUAAGAAGUGCAAGGCCUUUCUUGAUGUGCUGCUCAAUGCGACCUAUGAAGAUGGAGAAAAGCUGAGUCAGCAGGACAUUAAAGAAGAAGUGAACACGUUCAUAUUUGAGGGUCAUGAUACUACUGCUACUGCAAUAAACUGGGCUCUUUACCUCUUGGGGUCCCAUCCUGAUGUGCUAAAGAAAGUUCAAGAAGAGCUAAAUGAUGUUUUUGGUAAUACUGAUCGUACUCCUUCGAUGGACGAUCUGAAGAAUCUCCUAUAUCUACAGUGUGUUAUUAAGGAAUCUCUCCGUUUGUACCCUUCUGUUCCAAUAAUUGGCCGUACUUUGCUUGAGGAUUGCUAUAUUGGAGGGUUUAAGGUACCCAAAGGAGUCAAUGCAAUGAUCAUUCCUUAUGCACUACACAGAGAUCCAAGACACUUUUCUGACCCUGAGGAGUUUAGGCCUGAGCGAUUUAUGCCAGAGAAUUCAAGUAAAAUGAAUCCAUAUGCCUUUAUUCCAUUUUCAGGUGGACCUAGAAACUGCAUAGGACAAAAAUUUGCAAUAAUUGAGGAGAAAGUAAUCUUAUCAUCUAUUCUUCGAAGAUUCCAAGUAGAAGCAAAGCAAAGUUGCGAUGAUAUCCAUCCUGUGGGAGAAUUAAUUCUGCAUCCACGAGAUGGUAUCUGGAUAGAACUUCACCACAGAACAAAAUAAAUUUUGUCAGGGGGGUGCACCUACCUGUCAUAGUGCUGGUUAAACUGAUGCAGGGAAAUUUGUAUAAUUUUCUUCCCCUGACCGAGGGGCAUUAAUUUUAAAAAUACAAAAAUAUUUCUUAGAGACUACAUAAUUUUUUCAUUUUGCCUUAAUUUUUUUUCAGGUGUAUUGCACUAAGGAGCAUUUUAAAUUUAGAAAUGGUCUUUGUUGCAAAACUAACUGCUUGGAUGCUUUUGAUAUGUAGCUUCUGCAUGAAUGCUUUCUAUAAUCGUAGAAAAAAAAUGAUAUUGCUAUUAAUAUUACAAUGAGCACUGGAUUACCAAUCUCAGUGCAUAACCACUGCAGGGCAAAUAAGUCACACUGAUGGAGUUGAGGGAUAUUUGUAAUUCUUAAUUAUAAUUGUUAUGGACUCAGUGAAUGUCCCUUUAAGAUAGAGUGUGUGUGUGUGUGUGUGUGUGUGUGUGUGUGUGUGUGUGUGUGUGUGAGUGUGUGGGGUGUCCUUACGUCAGCAGAAGAUAAAGGACGUAAUGAUGUUGUUGAAGAGGUCAGAAGAAGAAAGAGAGAGAAAGAGAAGAGAGAGAGAGAGACCAGCCUGCUAGUUUCUCUGUCGAUGGAUGAGAAACAAUAACUGUGUCUGCCACUGAAAUCCAUGUAUGGAAAUUGGAAGUAAUCCAGUGGAGUUCACUUUGUUGCUGACCUGUAGAAGGAAACAGGUAUUUGUGUGUGUGGACGACCACGAUUUGGAUGCUUUUUGGGGUGAGGAAGUCACUACCGAGUAAACACUUAAGUGUCGCUUGGGUUCCAUCGUGGAACAUUUGGAUUUCGUAAUUACUCUCCCUAUGCUUCGCUACGUCUACGUCUUAUCUUCAGACAACGGUGGUUGUUGAAGAAGCCCUUGCUCAUGUUUCACCUUACGGCUUGCAGAACUGAACUUUAAGAACCAUUCCUGAACUUGGAGUUUGGGACUUUGCCACACACGAAGAGUUUAGUUUUAGGGGUUAAUGUUCAAGGUUUAACAUUUUUUUUUGAAUUCUAACAUACUAACAUUUUUACUUUUAUUUUAUGUAUUAUCAUAAGUAGUAAUUAAUAAAAUAGUUUUUAACACUGAAUCAUGCUCAGUGUGUU
Molecule: messenger RNA, 3182 nt
Organism: Pristis pectinata (smalltooth sawfish)
Lineage: Eukaryota; Metazoa; Chordata; Chondrichthyes; Rhinopristiformes; Pristidae
Product: cytochrome P450 4V2-like
Exons: 11
Coding region: 516-2057 (513 amino acids)
Molecular function (GO): iron ion binding; monooxygenase activity; oxidoreductase activity, acting on paired donors, with incorporation or reduction of molecular oxygen
Source: RefSeq, a predicted model, not a curated record